AUGUCUAAGCGUUCUCGAAGCGAGUCCAACAGCCCUUCGGCUGGCCCAGAGGCUCGAUCAAGAUCUUACUCUCCAGCAUCGUCCACCACCUCCCUUGGACGUGCGAAGAUCCAUCUGCUAGACACCGUCACCGAUAUCUCUGAAUUGAUGCACUGUUCCCUGCCACCCCAUCGGGGAACCCUAUCAUUCUCUUCCUACGAGGAAUACGAAGUCCACUACCUCCAGGCGCACGUCAACCGAUGCUCGGAGUGUGGGAGAAACUUUCCCACCGACCGAAUUUUGAACCUGCACAUCGAAGAGAAUCAUGAUCCAUUGACCGCGGAAAAGAGGGAACGAGGGGAGAAAACGUACGGUUGCUUUAUUGAGGAUUGCGAGCGCAAAUGCUCAACGCCUCAGAAACGUAGAAUGCAUCUAAUAGAUAAGCAUAUGUUUCCCAAGACCUACAACUUCUUCAUUGUGAACGAUGGUAUCGACAAGGAGACAUCUUUGCUGAGGCCGGUGAAUGCCAGCAGCCGUCGCAUGCCAACUACCCCUACGUCACCGCAGGAGGGCCGAUUGAAGUACAGAAAGGCCUCUUUAUCGUCUUGUUCCGACCCUGCACCCAGGCCAGCCCCUGCACGGAGCUCGGGGUCCGGGCUGGUGUCGGAUGAACCGGGAAUAUCUCAGCUUGAACAUUCGAUGUCCGCCCUUAAAUUUGUCCCGACAAGCGUUACAACCAAAGGAAAAGCCAGGUCCAAUUCUUGA
This is a messenger RNA of Aspergillus tanneri, 744 nucleotides long. RefSeq lists its product as uncharacterized. The coding region runs from base 1 to 744 and encodes 247 amino acids. The transcript is spliced from 3 exons. The record is from RefSeq and is a predicted model, not a curated record. NCBI's taxonomy places the organism in Eukaryota, Fungi, Ascomycota, Eurotiomycetes, Eurotiales, Aspergillaceae.